Lathyrus sativus (Indian pea) is the source of this 201-nucleotide messenger RNA. The record is from the annotation of a GenBank genome assembly. NCBI's taxonomy places the organism in Eukaryota, Viridiplantae, Streptophyta, Magnoliopsida, Fabales, Fabaceae.
AUGGCUUCAAUAGCGGCGUUAAGUUUUAUCGUUGGUCUUCUCGGUGUUUACCUCACCAUGCCAGAUUCUGAUUACAGCUUCCUCAAACGCCGUUGUAGCCUCCAUGACAUUCAACUUCUACGAGAUAACCUUGAGAGCUAUACAAGUGACUACAUUGCACAAGUCUUGGUGUUUUGCAUUCACUCUUGUGAAUGUUAUUGA